AUGGUAUUAAUUUUAUUUCUUUGUAUUUCUUCAGUCGUGGCCUUUCUUGUUUACUUUCAAGAAACAAAUGUUGCAUCACAAUCUGAAAUUGUCAAUCAAACAUCAACCGGUGAAAUAGUAUCUCAAACUGAAACUUGGAAACGAAUUUCGGUGAUCAAUGGCACCAAAAACAUUCUACUGUGGAAAAACGCAUGGGGCUUCAGAUUUGAGUUGGGCAGAGCGGCAUUUCUCAACUCUGGUUGCCGAGUUACCAACUGUCUCAUCACGUACAACAACACGCUCAUGACUCACGAUAAAUUCGAUGCUUUUGUCAUUCAUUCGCCAACGCAGCACACACCCUGGAUCCUGAAGGAUCGCCGACCAGAUCAAAUGUUCGUCAUGUUCACCACCGAGCCACCACCUCACAUGCCGAAACUUGACAAAUUUGAAAAAUUUUUCAACUGGACCAUGACCUACCGAUCCGGUUCUACCUUCCAGUUGAAGUACGGAGAAAUUGUGCCAUUAGAGACGGCCCCGACCACGGAACAAGAAGCAGAAGCAAUGCGCCUCAGUAUAGCCCAAUCCGGAUUGAAUCCAGCUAAAGGAAAGACGAAAUUGGCCAUUUGGUUGGUAUCCAACUGUAACGCCAGAAGCAACAGACAAGGAUACGUCAAAAUUUUGAAAAACUACAUGGACGUGGACAUUUUCAGUAAAAAAGGCAAAUGCGGAGGCCAGGAUGUGUGUCCCCGAGAAAAGAACUCUGGCGUUUGCUACGACAUGAUUGAGAAAACGUACAAGUUUUACUUUUCAUUCGAGAACUCGAUCUGCGAGGAGUACGUCACGGAAAAGUUCUUUGAAAUGAUGGGCAGGAACAUUGUGCCCGUCGUGCUGGGCGGGGCCGAUUACAGCGCCAUCGCUCCUCCGCAUUCUUACAUCAGUGCUUUAGAUUAUACUCCCAAACAGCUGGCCAAAUAUUUGAAGGAACUCGACAGCAAUGACACUUUGUACGCAGAGUAUUUCUGGUGGAAACCACACUACCGCAUCCGCAACCUCUACGAUACCAAUCGGAAGGCAUUCUGUGAUCUGUGCGAAGCCCUUCACACGAGCCCAAUUCAAACAUCUAUAGCAAAAGGUUUGAACCAGUGGUACCACAAAGACGCCAAAUGUCGUCACAACCCGAAAUUUGAUGAAACUUGA
Molecule: messenger RNA, 1176 nt
Organism: Daphnia pulex (common water flea)
Lineage: Eukaryota; Metazoa; Arthropoda; Branchiopoda; Diplostraca; Daphniidae
Product: alpha-(1,3)-fucosyltransferase C-like
Exons: 1
Coding region: 1-1176 (391 amino acids)
Cellular component (GO): membrane
Molecular function (GO): alpha-(1->3)-fucosyltransferase activity
Source: RefSeq, a predicted model, not a curated record